Messenger RNA from Capsaspora owczarzaki ATCC 30864, 357 nucleotides. RefSeq lists its product as hypothetical. The coding region runs from base 1 to 357 and encodes 118 amino acids. The record is from RefSeq and is a predicted model, not a curated record. The transcript has a single exon. Lineage: Eukaryota; Filasterea; Ministeriida; Capsasporidae.
AUGCAGAGACCGAGCCGCGGGACGAGCGACGUAGACAGUGCGCGCCGACCCAACUCCGACAGCGGCAGUGGUGGUGAUGGUGGUGGUGGUGGUUCAGUCUGCGGUCGCCCAACAGGGCUCUCUGCGCCGGAUUUCGAUCGUACUGGUGCUGCAGUGAUAUUUGCAUCGAGUGCUGGUGCUUCUGCGCCCGGCGUCGGUGUCACGCGGCGGCUAUUGCUGUGGCUGUCAACCUCCGACGAUGACGCCAUUGCCACUGCUGCUGCUGCUGCUGCUGCUGCUGCUGCUGCUGCUGCUGCUGCUGCUGCUGCUGCUGCUGCUGCUGCCCCAUCACCCUCACCAAUCGGACUUGUAUCAUGA